UUUGGAUUAGUAUUUGGGGGGGAAGGAGAAGGAUAGUAGUAGUGUGGUAUUUGCAGCGGAAACAGAGCAGAAGAAUGACUAGGUGUGACCAUAAGAAGAAUUUUGGAAACGAAACCUCGUAAAGGCUUCUCACUAACAAACAAUGGCGGCUGAGGCUGAGCUUCCGGAGUACUUAAAGUGUCCGAUUUCCCUGGAAAUUAUGUCCGACCCCGUCAUCCUCUCUUCCGGCCACACCUUCGACCGCUCCUCCAUCCAGCGCUGGCUCGACGCCGGCCAUCGCACCUGCCCAAUUACCAAACUGCCCCUCCCGGAACACUCUUCUCUCAUCCCCAACCACGCCCUCCGAAGCUUAAUCUCCAACUACGCCCCCAUCAACCCUCUCAUCAAUAGUAGCAAUUCACACCCUCAAACCCUAAUCUCCACCCUCACCUCUCCCUCCUCUCCUCUCCCCUCCAAACUCCACGCGCUCCACCACCUCACGCGCCUCUCCCACUCCGACUCCCUCUUCCGCCGCCGCCUCUUCAACUCCCCCGCCCUCGUCCCCGCCCUCCUAACCUUCCUCCAACACAUCUCCGCCGCCGACCUCCGCCACCGCGCCCUCUCCCUGCUCCUCCACCUCUCCCUGGACGACGACGCCAAGGUCGGCCUCGUCGCCGAGGGCCUCCUCUCCCCUUUAAUCUCUCUCCUCCUCUCCUCCGCCGCCCCCUCCGACUGCCGCGCCCUCGCCGCCACCCUCCUCACCAGCCUCGCCGUCCUCCACGUCAACAAGGCCACCAUCGGAGCCUUCCCGGGCUCCAUCAAUGCCCUCGUGACACUCCUCCGCGACGGGAAGGGAAGGGAAAGAAAAGAAGCCGCCACGGCGCUCUACGCCCUCUGCUCCUUCCCUGAUAACCGGCGUAAAGCGGUGGAGUGCGGCGCCGUUCCCGUUCUGUUUCGGUGUGCCGAUUCUGGACUUGAGAGGAGCGUUGAGGUUAUUGGGGUUUUGUCAAAAUCCAAAGAGGGGAGGGAGCAGAUGGAACGGUUUUGCGGGUGUGUGCAGAUUCUUACGCGCGUUUUCAGGAAUGGAAGCUCCAGGGGAGUUCAGUAUGCUCUUAUGGCUCUUUAUUCACUCUGUUGUCACAGUCAAGAAACUGUUGUCGAGGCUUUAAAAAACGGGGUUUUGGAAAUAUGUCAAGGGUUGGUGGAGGAUGAUAAUGUUACGGUCAGAAGGAAUUCCUCGUGUUUGGUUCAGCUUCUCCGUGGGAACACCCAUCGCUUGAGUUGAGUUCAGUUUGGAAUUUGGAUAUCACUUCGAUUCAUUCUACAAUAACAAAACCAAUCCAACACUCAUCUUGCUUCCACUUUAUGUAUUCAAAAUCAUCUUUAAUUGGAUAUGGAAUGGAGAAGGGUCAGUUUUGACCUCCUCUGUGGAGGUCAGGUGAGUUUUCCCCUUUUUUGUAAAAUUCUAUAUUGAUGGGUAGCUACCUGACCUCCUGUACAAAAUGACAGAUCCUUUUUUUUUUUUUUUCUUGUAUCAUAUAGAUAUAGGGUUCUUUUGUAUGUUGUACAUUGGAAAAAAAAUAAUUUGAUGGGAUAGCUUUCUCUUGUUCAUCCUUUGGAAAUUCCAAUUGGACUGUUAUGCUUCCUUCC
Messenger RNA from Glycine soja, 1629 nucleotides. Its product is annotated as U-box domain-containing protein 8-like. Gene Ontology annotation, cellular component: cytoplasm; nucleus. NCBI's taxonomy places the organism in Eukaryota, Viridiplantae, Streptophyta, Magnoliopsida, Fabales, Fabaceae. The transcript has a single exon. The record is from RefSeq and is a predicted model, not a curated record. Gene Ontology annotation, molecular function: ubiquitin-protein transferase activity. Gene Ontology annotation, biological process: protein ubiquitination. Bases 143 to 1264 code for a protein of 373 amino acids.